AAUUUGGAAAAAUUGGACGAAUUAAGGCGUUCAUUGCAUAUUAAUAAUUGUCUUGAUCAACAGGAGGCUAAAACAAAAGUCGAAAAGCAAAAACGCGAAUGGUACAAGACAAUAGAUUGUCCACUUUGUGGCAAGCCUCUUCCUCCUGGGCCUUAUCGAAUUGCACAUGUGAAAAAAUGCGGUCGAGAAAACGAAAUAAGCAGUUCAAAACUUCUUUCAUUAAUAGAAGCGCAAACUAAAGUUGCUGAAAUAAAAAAACGCAGUGGUAUCGCACAUACGAAGUAA
Dracunculus medinensis (Guinea worm) is the source of this 285-nucleotide messenger RNA. Lineage: Eukaryota; Metazoa; Nematoda; Chromadorea; Rhabditida; Dracunculidae. The record is from the annotation of a GenBank genome assembly.